CAUUGUAGGUACUGAAAGUUGCGCAAAAAGGGGUGUGCGGAGAGCUUACAGAGCCGAAGGAUCCUAGGGACAAUUUUGCAGCUGCUGUACGAUCCACUGGUUGUCUCCUUCGGAUCGCCCGAGAGUUAGUUUCUCUAGUCGUUUUGUUUUAUUUUAUUUCAUCUCCUUUGGUAUUUUUGCUCCCUUUCUGGCGUCUCCUCCCAUCCGACAGCAAUGAGGCAGGCUGUCCUGUUUAGCGCUGCUUUCCUGCUCUGCAUCUCCCUGGUGGUCUCCCGCUGCCCCGCCACGUGCCGAUGCUCCCCUGGCGGCUCCCCUCGCUGUCCCCCCGGAAUCAGCCUGGUGCUGGACGACUGCGGCUGCUGCCAAGUGUGCGCCCGGCAGCUCAACGAGGACUGCGACCAGCUCUCGCCUUGCGACCCCCACAAGGGCCUGGAGUGCAAUUUUGGGGCCGACCCCUCGGCGAAUCGGGGCAUCUGUUGGGCAAAGCAAGAAGGCCGGACCUGCGAAUACAAUGGCCGCAUCUACCAGAACGGGGAGAAUUUCCAGCCCAGCUGCAAACACCAGUGCACUUGCAUCGACGGGGCUGUCGGUUGCCAGCCGCUCUGCCCGCUAGAGCUGCCCCUGGCCUCCCUGGGCUGCCCCAGCCCCAAACUCCUGAAGGUGCCUGGCCAGUGCUGCAAGAGGUUUGUGUGCAGCAAAGGACCCAAGAAGUACGGAGGGGUCACCUUUGAGUACAACGCCAAUGGCGACUCCAGUGACAACGAGCUCAUCUAUGUGGGCAAAGGCGGACACUGGAAAAACCUACCAGCAUGGAGGCCAUUCUUCCAAAGCCACGUGGCAAAGCAACAGCACAAGUGCUUGGCUCAGACUACGGACUGGUCACCGUGCUCCAAGAGCUGCGGCUUCGGCAUCUCCACCCGCGUCACCAGCGACAACCCGAAGUGCAAACUGAUCAAAGAGACCCAGCUGUGUCAGAUCAGGCCUUGCGGGAAACCUGAUUUUUCCAAACUAAAGAAGGGCAAGAAGUGCUUGCGGACACACAAAGUGCGUGAGCCUGUGAGGUUCAGCUAUGCUGGCUGCAAGAGCCCACGCCGUUACCAGCCCAGCUACUGCGGGUCCUGCUUGGAUGGCCGCUGCUGUGUCCCUCUGCGCACUCGCACCCUGAGCGUGCCCUUCCAUUGCCCGGAUGGCAGCUCCUUCUCCAAGAACGUCAUGAUGAUCCACACUUGCCAAUGCGGCCCGGCUCAUUGCCCGCUCCUCAGCGAACCUGCCAUGGGGCCCCGGUACCAGCUCAAUGGGGAUAUUCACAAAUUCCUGGAGUGAUGGAGCCCGCUACCCUCGGGAACCGAGUCAACCUAUCUCCAGUGACUCUGGAUCACCCCUAUGGACUCGAGGCCCCUCUGCCUGAUGUCGGGAGAAAACAGGACAUCCUAAGCUUGCCCUGCUUCCAUGAAUGCAAAUGCAACUAAAAUUAGGAAAGGCAACAUGGAUUUUGGAGGUGCACUGGUUCCUCAGUAUAUGGGUUGAUUACAUUGUGCUGUGCCUGGGAGUCUGAAGAUCCAGUGAUUUGAGGAAUGGAUCUCAUGUUGCUGGGUUCAAUCUCUCCAUUCAGCCCAGCCAGGCUCAGGCUGGAACUGGGCCUUGGGCAACAAAAUGGGAGAGUCAAACAAAGAGAUCUCCCCAUCACAGCCACCUUUAGGGCUCCACAGUCCAUGCUUUUGGUCACAGUGCUGGAAGGAAGGAGGAAGCACAGCCCUUGCGCACUAGGGAUAGCUGUAAAUUCUCUGGUUUGAGUUGCCAGAUCCCAAGAUGGACAGCUCUGAUAUCCUUAAGGUCCUUUGACUGGAAAGAGCAGAGGAGAACACAAGGCAGAUAACCCACAGGUGGACUGGAUUGGAGUGAGGGGGAGUCAGAUCUGCCCUGGAUGCCUCCCUAAGAUCCUAUGGGCCUUUUUAGAUUGAAAUCUGGCAAUGCAACCUCAAGACAGCCCCACAAAUACUGAAUUAGGAAGAGUUUCGGUACAGAGUUCAAAUUAAUGGUCAGUAGAGGAAGGCAUGGUGGAGUGGCGGUGCUCACUUGACCUCCAGGCAACUGAGUUGCUGCUAUGGUUGGAGGGACAAGGCAGUGGGGAGGUCACCAUGGUGCAAACGCAGUGGCAGAGACAGACCGGCACUCCUGGUGUGUUUGCACUGUGCUGACCUCCUCGCUGCCUCGUCCCUCCCCUUCCAGGUAAGCAGAAGCAACUCAGCUACCCAGCGGUCAGGUGAUUGUUGCCACUCUAUCAUGCCGUCUGCUGCUGAUAAUGUUGUUGCUUUUUUAACCCUGUGAAUUAUUGAGAAAAUGGCCAAACAAGGGUUGAUAGGGACCUGUUCCCCCUUCACUGCCUGCUGUUUGCACCUGUGCUUCUAAUUCCUUCCUUGUCUGCCACAGUUGGAAACCUUUGCUUCCCAGUCUGUCCUCCUUUGAACCGAAGGGCUGCCUUGCCUCCUGCUCAUAGCACACCCUGGUGGUGAGAUGGUUUCCUGGAGAGAGAAACCUGUUGGCAAUGACAAUGCAGAAAGGGAAGGGCAUAUCUGUGCACAUUUGGCUUCUUUCUCCAGUUUGUGCUGUUUCACAGCUCAUCCUUCUGCAUGUUGCCAAACCGUUAUUCAAACUUGGAUUGGGGGGAAUAUUUUUUUUAUUAAAAAAUAGGGGAGA
Lacerta agilis (Sand lizard) is the source of this 2697-nucleotide messenger RNA. RefSeq names its product cellular communication network factor 1 (gene CCN1). Gene Ontology annotation, molecular function: protein binding. The record is from RefSeq and is a predicted model, not a curated record. Gene Ontology annotation, biological process: signal transduction. The transcript has 5 exons. NCBI's taxonomy places the organism in Eukaryota, Metazoa, Chordata, Lepidosauria, Squamata, Lacertidae. Gene Ontology annotation, cellular component: extracellular region. The coding region runs from base 214 to 1323 and encodes 369 amino acids.